AACUGAAAUACCGAAGCAUGGCAUACGUAUAUGACAACAAAAUUAGCCAAUUGCAUUAGUGACAAGCUGAAAAUAGCAAAUGUAAGCGUAUUCGAUUGUAUUUAUGUAUUUAAACGCUUCUGUGUGUUAACGUGUUGUGGGAAUUUUGAAAAUUUAAAUAAUUUGAAAAAGUGUUAAACUACUUGUGCCAGCAGCCGAGCAACCCAGCGCCGAAAUUGACAAAUGUCAGCGGUUGACUGCUGUCAAUGUGACACUUGAGUUUGUUAUUGUCGAUUGUUGAUAGUUUUGUUGUGUCGUUUGGAAUGUGCAUCGAGAAAAUUUGUGCUAAUUUUGGCAAUUGGGAUUUGUGAAUUUGUUUAUGAAAAGCUCGGCUUGUGCUGUGUGCGUGUGGUUGUAACUGCAGCUUGUAAGUUUAGUGCUUUCAGUUCUUGUAUUUAGAAAAAUUUCGUGCUUUCAUCGGGGUGUUCGCUUGACAUGAACAAUCAAAGCAAUGUUCGUUUGUGCCGUGCCGUGCAACAUCAGCCGUGUAUUUAUGAUCACGCCGUGGCGAAUGUGGUUACGCGAGAGGCUUACGAUCGUGCCUGGCUGGAGAUAGCCAAAACGUGUGAGGAGUCAGUUGAGAGCUGCAAGCAACGUUGGCGCGUUAUACGAACCACUUUCGCACAACAACUAAUUGUAUCACCCAAAACGCGUAAAGGUAAUCGCGCACGAGAGAACAGCCUCCACGAUGUGUUAGAAUUUCUCAUACCUCACAUAAAUGACGAACUGCCGUUUCGCGAAAGCGACGAUGAAGGAGCAGAGAUUGAAACGACACGUGUUGAUAACAAAGCUCAGGAAAAGGCAGGCGGCUCGAUCAAGACUGAAGUAGACGACGAUUUAUUAAAAGAGGAUGUGAUCAAACGCGAAAACGAUCAGUUAAAAGGAAAUAUUAAGAAUGAGGUAGGGGUUAAAAUUAGAGAAAAACAUAAUACUGAAAAUGUUAAGGUAGAUGCUGUGGGCAAAAGACCACCAUCUGCUAGACUUAAAGUGUUGAGAAAGAUUAGCGAGGAUAUUAAAGUGCCUGAAAGUAAGCCUAUUAGAAAGACACAGUCCUUAGGAAAGCUUGUUAAUGCAGAAGAAAGUCUGCAACCUUUUCUUGAAGCUGAAGUGACUAAGAAAUCAGCGAGCUCAAAGAGUAAAGUCGGCACAUUUUACAUCAGUCCCACGAAUAGUGAGUCCGGUACAUUUUUUAUCAAGAAAAAUGGCGAUGGCAAUGAACUUGAUGCCGCACCAGAAAAUGAAGCCAAUGCAGCAACUACUGAGAGUAUUUUAGGCGAAUCGGAGCAUAAUGAAAUUGAGCAGCCAGAGAGCAAUGUUGAUGAGACUGAAGUUGACGAACAAAACGAUGAGUCAGGAGACGAUUUUAUUAAAACACGGCAAUAUCGUUACAAGCGCGCUUGUAAACGUGGCUCGAGUAAGAAGGCGGCCAACCAGCGUGAUUUGCGUCUAAAAGAUAGUUCCAUGAAAAGUAUUAGGCGAGGCGCACCCCGUUUGAGAUCACUAGGCGAGGCUACAAACCAACUGAUAGCGGCUGCUAAGUUGUCGAAGAAAACAGGCGACACAGCGCCAAUUGAAAACCAAACCACAAAUCUUACAGCGCAUAAAAGAACACGUACCUUAUGUAUACCGCAAGGUGAUAUCAAUAUGGUAGGGUCACAACAAGCCACAGCCACAAUCAUGCAAACGUUAAGACAGGAAAGUUCUUUAAGUCCAGCUGCAAAAGUUGCAUUGCACGAUCUCAAUUCUUCACAAGCUUAUACCGAUCAAGGCGUACAAUGCAGUCUGCCGCCAGCUUCAAGCGACGACGAGUUCUUCGACUCAUUAAAACCCUACUUGAGCGAAAUGAAUGCGCGCCAAAAGUUGCAUUUCAAGAAGAAGAUCUUCGAGUCGUUAAUGGAAGUUUUCGAUAGCCCUAGCGAUUUCCCGACAAACGACGAAACGAAAGCCAUCAUACCGAAGCAAUUGAGCGCCGUCAGUGGCGACGAGUUGCAUUUGGUGCGCGAACUCGUCGCUAUGGUGCAAGCAGCCAAGCAUACGCCAGAGAUCAACUUGAACUUGAGCGGCGGUAGUAACGAGUUGGUCGCCAAGACAAGCGCAGAAAAGUGCGCUAUGAAUUCAUCAACUCCAUCGAUAAACUCGAGCGGUGGUAGUAGCGAGUUGGCCACUAAGACGAGCGCAGAAAAGUCUGCUAUGAUUUCAACAACUCCUUCGAAGAACUUAAGCGGUAGUAGUAGCGAGUUAGCCGCUAAAACGAGCGCAGAAAAGUGUGCUAUGAUUUCACCAACUCCAACGAUGCGUUCUACGCCAUCACAACCGCCACCGCCACUAUCACUACGUGUUUCACCUUACAAUGCUCCAACAACAACUGCAUAUCAAAAGGCAAAUGGGCCAACACCCAUAUUGCUCUCCAGAGCCGGUGGAACUGCAACUUUGACGCAAACAACAAACACCACGACCACAACACCAGGCUUACGCCUUAUACGUAAAUUGGUUAAGGUGAACGAUGUCGGCUCUUCCGCUCACAACUUGCCCACCACAAGUGGUGCUUAUGGGUCGAACAACGGUGAGAUCGUGCAUCGACGCAUUUACCGAAUUUACCCCAAAAUCAAUGAAACUUACGUCAAUUUAGAGAAUGCCGUGAAUGCCAGCGGCGUUGGCACGUUCAUUGUGCCGCGCAGCACCGCUGAGGCUACAUUCAAUAAGGUCGCAACCGGCAAUAAGUCGGCCACCACCGCUUCACCAACUCCCACCGCUAACACAGCAACUAAACAAAAGCUACGUCAGUUAGUAACACCAGUUAGGGGUGCUAGUUCCUCGACAGCCGCGUUACCCGCGUCCGCGAGCUCAACUCAUGCAGCCGUUAAGGCUGAUGGCAAGCCAUCAACAAUUCGUGUCGGUGCGCGUCCGCCAGCGCGCCGUUAUUCAGUUUGUGGCGCCUUACCGAAUGUUACUGCCAGCAGCAACUAUUUAACUACCACUGCCAGUGCCAAAGAACCGGUGUCCACCUCACCGAAAAUCACAAUUGCCCAUCGUUGUUCGCCCGCUCAUGUCGUGGGCAGAGAGGUUUUCAAAUUACCCACACCUUUUCGUAGCACAAUAUCCAGCGUAAACGCUACUGUCUCAACUGUUCUCACUAACACGACUUGCGCGCGAACCUCGCCGGCACUUAGCGUGAGCGCUGGUGAUCGCAGUCCGGCUAUGCGUGCGGUACCCUUCAAUAUGGGUUACAACAAAUUCGUGCGCAAUGAUGACAGAACACCUGUGUGGGCGUCCUCCAGCAAUCCUAAGGCUUGUCGUGACUCUUCAAGCUCUUCACAUAGCAACGCCAUUUCGUCAUGUUUUACGGCUUCUGGUCCCGUUGUUGGCGACAAGCGCUCGCUCGCAACGCCCGCGGAAUGCGGAAAGCGUAAAUGCUCUCUUACAGAGCAGCAAAAGGAAUUGGAAGCUGCAGACGGCGAUAUGGCGGAUAUGGGCAUUAUUUCUCCGGAUGACUUUGCCGUAUUGAAUAUUAAAAGUGAACCAGUUGACGAUGAUUGAAGUUUUUCUUACAAAAAAUAAAUGUUUAAUUUUGUUUUAUAAAUUUAUAAUUUUUUUCGAUUUAUUGCUGGUUUAUAUUACUAAUGUGAAUUAAAUUGUUUAUUACUACUGAGUUAUAAUAAAUUUGAAUUUAAAAGUUAUGUUCCAUAA
Bactrocera dorsalis (oriental fruit fly) is the source of this 3726-nucleotide messenger RNA. RefSeq lists its product as uncharacterized. Gene Ontology annotation, molecular function: DNA binding. Gene Ontology annotation, cellular component: transcription regulator complex; nucleus. The record is from RefSeq and is a predicted model, not a curated record. Gene Ontology annotation, biological process: regulation of transcription by RNA polymerase II. Lineage: Eukaryota; Metazoa; Arthropoda; Insecta; Diptera; Tephritidae. The transcript is spliced from 2 exons. The coding region runs from base 475 to 3576 and encodes 1033 amino acids.